UGGGCGACAGCGAAAGCGAAACACGCGCAGAUCGAAAGGGAGAGGGGAAGGAGAGGGAGACGAAGAGCGAAAGAGAGAGAGAGAGGGUCAGCGGCAGAGACAGAGGCAGAGGGAGAGGGAAUGGAGAAACAAAGCGAGGCGAAUGGUGAUGUUGCAGAGGCCAAUAGGCGUGUGCGUGUUUACGCCGAUGGAAUCUACGAUCUCUUCCACUUCGGGCAUGCUCGAUCCCUUGAGCAAGCCAAGAAACUGUUCCCAAAUACAUACCUACUUGUUGGAUGCUGCAAUGAUGAAAUCACCCGCAAGUUUAAAGGCAAAACUGUUAUGACUGAAGAUGAGCGCUAUGAAUCUCUUCGCCACUGCAGAUGGGUUGAUGAAGUUAUUCCUGAUGCCCCGUGGGUGAUGACACAGGAGUUCCUUGACAAGCAUAAAAUUGAUUAUGUGGCUCACGAUUCUCUUCCUUAUGCUGAUGCAAGUGGAGCUGGAAAGGAUGUCUAUGAAUUUGUUAAAUCUAUUGGAAAGUUUAAGGAAACCAAGCGGACCGAGGGGAUCUCUACAUCAGAUAUUAUAAUGAGGAUGCUUAAAGAUUAUAACGAGUAUGUGAUGCGAAACUUGGACCGUGGAUAUUCAAGGAAGGAACUGGGAGUUAGCUAUGUGAAGGAGAAGCGGCUGAGAGUGAAUAUGGGUUUAAAGAAGCUACAUGAGAAAGUGAAGCAACAACAAGAAAAAGUUGGGGAGAAGAUACAAACUGUGGCAAAAACUGCUGGUAUGCAUCGUAAUAUGUGGGUGGAGAAUGCAGAUCGCUGGGUUGCUGGUUUCCUUGAGAUGUUUGAGGAAGGUUGCCACAAAAUGGGAACUGCCAUCAGGGACCGUAUUCAAGAGCGAUUGAAGGGACAGCAGGCAAGGGGACUCAUGUAUCUGCCAGAUGAUGAUGAUGAAAAUGAUGACGAAUACUAUGAUGAUGAGGAUGAAGAAUACUAUUAUGAUGAUGAUGAUGAAGAAGAAGA
Macadamia integrifolia is the source of this 1004-nucleotide messenger RNA. Its product is annotated as choline-phosphate cytidylyltransferase 2-like. NCBI's taxonomy places the organism in Eukaryota, Viridiplantae, Streptophyta, Magnoliopsida, Proteales, Proteaceae. Gene Ontology annotation, molecular function: phosphatidylcholine binding; choline-phosphate cytidylyltransferase activity. The record is from RefSeq and is a predicted model, not a curated record. Gene Ontology annotation, biological process: CDP-choline pathway.